Vitis riparia (riverbank grape) is the source of this 1017-nucleotide messenger RNA. RefSeq lists its product as uncharacterized. The record is from RefSeq and is a predicted model, not a curated record. Lineage: Eukaryota; Viridiplantae; Streptophyta; Magnoliopsida; Vitales; Vitaceae. The coding region runs from base 283 to 945 and encodes 220 amino acids. The transcript is spliced from 2 exons.
GGAGAGCAACUUCAAAGACACGGCAAAGGGACAUGGGCGGACCAUGCUGGUGGUCAGGGACGCCAUGCUUGCUGAGCGGAGGAACAGUAGGGCAAGUAGAGGCUUGCCAAGGAAGAUAGGAAAAGGAGAGAUAGCUAGAGGAAAAGAGGCCAGACGGAGGAGGGAUUCGUUGGCUGCAGUGAGGGAGCAAGGUAGCAAGACUAAAAGAAAGCGAGUUGUAGGCGGCGGGAAUGAGAAGAAAAAGAGCACCUUGAUACUAGACUUCUUCAGCUGAGGUUCACCAUGUCGGACAAGAUCACACCCAUUACUCUUACUACUCUUUACGGGAUGAUGGUGGAUUUGACACGGAGGGUUGAGAGGAUUGAGUUUAUUUUGUCGGAGUACCCAUCAUCAUCGAGAGGAGCUCCAGGAGUAGCGAUGCCUUCAUUGCCACAUUUGACUUCACCGACAUCGGUUACUUUGGGUGCCUCACAUCCACGACCUCACCCAUAUUCAGUGUUCCAGCAGCAUUCCUCACCCAUUUCAUUGGCUACAUUGACACGACCUCCAUCCCGGCUUCAGGGCCCUCCGGUCAUUACAGCUCCUCAGGAGCGACUUCACCAUCGUCGACGAUGCCAGAGACACUUUUCAGAUUUGAGCACACCCCUAAGCAGAGUCUUUGAGACGUUCCAGGCCAUGGGAUUUUUGGCUCCUCUGGCUCCUAGGGCACUUCCAGAUCCUGUGCCUCCGCAGUUUCGGCUUGAUUUAUACUGUAUGUACCAUCAGUCAGUAGGACAUCACACUGAUCAUUGCACUGCUCUACGACAUGCCAUACAGGACAUUAUUGAUUCUGGGACGUUUGGGCAUCCUCAGUCUGACAUGUUUCCUAUUCCAACCUCAGCUCAGGCCAUGCAUGCAGACGCUUCUUCACCAACAGUCCCUGAUCUUAUUGAUUUGGGCAAUUGACUCAUGUUUGACUUACCUUGGUGUGGUGGCGCUCAGAUUUUGUUCCUUCUAUGGCCAGAGAUGUGACGACAG